UUAAGAUAAUUUCAUGAUGAUGAUCGUGAUGAUGAGAAGGAGAACUCGGUAGGGGCUCCUUGCUUGUUUCUACAGUUACCAAAGCCUAAAUACAAGUCAAAGUCAAAUGGUCGAAGCGAUUUAAUUGCCUUAGGCCGAAAGGAUUUCCUGCUGCCGAAGAGUGUGUUGUGAGUCGUCUGUCACUCCCCUCACUCUUACUUUAUCUCUGUCCUAUGUAUGUGCGUGUGGACGUAACGUAAAGUGUGCGCGUGUUGCAGACAGACCAAAGGACCUCAAGUAGGCUCAAUCUUAGAGGCCAGACAAAUCGACAGACGUCAAAUCGGCUUACUGGCCACACAGCAGCAGCAUUAGACAGGCGGUUUUCUCACUCUCCGUGCGUCCCAUUGGCAUUUGUCUGUAUGUGCGUGUCUGGCCUGAUGGCAACAUCAAGCAGUGCCCCGGCAGCUGCAAUUUGCCGGCAAUAGAAAUGCAAUUAUGGCAAAUUCGAACAAAGACUCGUCAAAGUUCGUUAGAAGGGACCGCAGCAGCAGCAGCAAAAGUGGCAACAACUGGAACAACGGCAGGAAAAUGUAAACUGUUAAGCGAGACAAUCGUAGCCGACAAAGUUCGCUCAGCUUUUUUUGUAGUGAUGCAACAGCCACAAGAAGAGCAACAACAACAACAACAGCAACAACAUCCCAACAGCAACAAUAGCAGCAGAAAAAAGUUGCAAGAAAAGUAGAAAGCAACCACAACAACAAACAAAUAUACGCAACAUAAAUGAAGUUAACAAUCUGUCAAAUUGCUAAAUUAUUUCUGCUGUUGACAGCCUUCUUCUUUCUCAAUUCCCACAACGUUGCCUCUUUUGCCUUUAGCUCCUAUCCCUCUACCAAUACCAACAACAACAACAAAGUCACCACCAUCGCCACCAGCAGCAGCAACUCCUCCGCCUCUUUCUUCUCUACUCACAAUCUAUUUCCCACGGCAAGUUCUUUGGGUGUCCUUGUUGUGACAAAGACAGCAACUGAUGUUGCUGCAACGACAUCACCGACAGCAACAGCUGAGACUACGUGGACUUCCGCUCUGACGACAGCAGCAACAAGACCAACACUUGCCAGCAAUUCAAUUUUGAGUACAACGGCAACAACAUCAAGAAUAACACCAAAGCCACGUAAUGCCCAUGAAGCUGAACGUCAGAAACGUCAAAAGCAAGAGCCCACAAGAAGACAACAACAACAACAUCAACGCCAAGAAGAACCCCAACGGCAGCAACAACAAAACCAACGGCAACGGCGACAGAAGCAAAAGCAACAAUUGGAUGCAGCUGCUCAAAGGGUGGGCGUUUUAAUACCUCCUUCAUUACACAUUGAUAUGAUGCAUGUGCAACAGGGUUUCCAUCAUUUUUUGGACUUCUUUCAACUGCAUUUGUCUAAUGCCAAUGUUGAAUUUCUCCCCGAUGUUGAUUUAAGUGGCUUCAUUAAAUUACUCGAGCUACCGAAAUACACGAGCGUUGUAAAGACUUUAAAUGCGGGCAUUAAUGUAGACACCAAUCUCGAUGUGGACGUGGCCAAAGUGGACAUUGACCCAGCAGUCAAGCAGCCACGUCAGCAACACCAGCACCAACAGCAGUUGUCAGCAGACGCUUUAUCAGCAGCAGCAAAUGAGCAAGAGCAACAGCAACAGCAACAACUUGUGAAGGAAACACACUGGAAUGAUGCCCGCAGUUUGGGUCACUGUCAUCAGUUGGCCGAGCAACUGGCUCACGAUUAUAAUAAGAGCAUCGUCUUAUGGCCGUGUCCGCGAAUGAAAAUCUCCAGCAAUUUUCUGCCAUCAUUUGAGGCGAUUUCAUUGGCCAUCCAGAGUAUUGCCAGCAAGUUGAAUUGGACUCAGGUUGACAUCUAUGUUGGUGAUGACAAUUGGGGCUUGGGACUGGCCAUUGCGGCCAACUUGCAUAUACCGUAUCGCAUUGAAAUUGGCGGCACCAUACGUGACCUGGAUGAAGAGGAUAAGCCGGGCAAAGCAAUUAUUAUCACAGCGCCUCUGAACGAUGAAAGCACCUUACGUCUGCUUGCCAGUCAAAAGCAGAACUCGCAAAAUGCGAAUACGAAAACGAAAUCAAAUUCACCCCCCCAACGUCCCAAAAUAUUGCUCAUCGAUAUGGUGGCCAGCUCACUGAAUGUCGAACAUCGUUUUUACAAAUAUUUAUCCAGCAUUCGAAAUGCAGGACACUUGCAACCAGCAGCUGCAGCAGUCAUGGGCAAUCUCAGUUCAGGCCUGGUCACUAGCAAUCUGUUGGUUCUCACUCUGCUAAGCGAUAGGCAUCGAUACUAUUUGAAUGCUUCAGGCGAAAUGCAAGCCACUAUGCAACAUUUUCGAAGGAACUCAACCAUUCAGAGCUAUGGAAAUGGGAAUAGUACCCAAAGAUUGUCACCCUUUAUGAAUCUUUUCUCACUCUAUGAUAUGAUUGUCUCACACAUCACAAUGAAUGCAAGUCAAAGGGAAGCAAUUCCCAAAUAUGAUUUCAUAGUGCUCGAUAUUGUGAGAACAAAUUACAACAACAGCAGCAGCAGCAAUAUCCUCAACACAAUUCCCACCAUCUAUAAAUGGCGCCCUCUGCUCCUGUUGGAGUAUGAUGAGUGGGGGAACAAAGGGGAGAGUUAUAUUACACAUUCCAUUCAGCCGGGCUACGAUGAAUGGCUACUGCAUAGCAGCAUCAAAUUGUGGCACUGCGGCGCCAUCUGCUGGACAAUUGUGGCAAUUUGUGUGGGAAUGUUGCUGAUCAUUGUGGCGGCCACUGUGGCAUCAGCGAUUGCCAUGAGAAACUAUUUCCUACGCAAACGUCUAUCUAAAGGGCCUAACAAAAUAGUCCUAUCACCCAGUGAUUUUGUUUUCCCCGUGGACUCACGACGGGUGGAUGAAGGCAUCGAAGCCAUGCUCUGCUGUUGGCUUCAACAGCUGCAAGAAUUCGGGGGUCCCGAGGUGGAUAAGCCUGAUCUUCUCAAAGGCUCAAUAGGUUCACUUAAAAAUCUAGGCUUUGUGAUACCAGGAGCAGCAGCACCGGGAAAUAAUAGUGGAGCAGCUGCAGUUGCCGUGGCAGGUGGUGCUCCUGCGACUGCUGCCACAACAACAGCCAAUGGUAAGAGUGGCUCCUCUGCCACUGGCAGUCUGGCACGACAUAAUCCCGCUCAUUUGGAUAUGCGAGCGCGUUAUAAUGGCGACUUGGUUCAGCUGAAGGAGGUGCAUAUGAAUGGGUCCACUGAAUUGCGAACCAAGGCGAUGGACCUGCUGGUGAUGGCCCAUGGACUGCGUCAUGAGAAUAUUAACCCCUUAAUUGGCUGGCUCUCAGAUCCCAAUCGCACAGCCAUGGUCUUUGAUUACUGUUCGCGUGGUUCUCUGCAAGAUGUCUUAAUUAUGGAUGAGAUCAAGCUGGAUUGGUCAUUCCGUCUCAGCUUGCUGACAGAUCUAGUGAGAGGUAUGCGUUAUCUGCAUGCCUCACCGCUGCGCGUUCACGGGGCUCUGACCUCACGGAAUUGCGUGGUCGAUGCGCGUUGGGUGCUCAAGAUCACCGACUAUGGCCUAAACUCGUUCUACGAGUCGCAAGGUCUACCACCCAUGCCGAGGAGUGCCAAGGAACUGUUGUGGACAGCGCCCGAACUCUUGCGCACCAUGAAGACACAUCAGCAUCAGCACACACAUCAUCAUCAACAUGGACGCAUUCAGUUGGGCACCCAACUUGGCGAUGUUUACUCCUUUGGCAUCAUUAUGCAGGAAGUUGUGGUCCGGGGUGAACCAUAUUGCAUGCUCUCCUUGGCUCCGGAGGAUAUCAUAGCCAAAAUAAAGAAGCCACCACCUCUAAUACGGCCUUCGGUUUCGAAGGGUGCAGCUCCGCCAGAGGCCAUCAACAUAAUGCGUCAAUGUUGGGCGGAACAGCCCGACAUGAGGCCGGACUUUAAUUCGGUUUAUGAGCGCUUCAAAAUGUUGAAUCAUGGCCGCAAAGUGAAUUUUGUGGACACCAUGUUCCAAAUGCUGGAGAAAUAUUCCAACAAUUUGGAAGAACUAAUACGUGAGCGCACUGAACAAUUGGAUAUUGAAAGAAAGAAGACUGAACAGCUCUUGAAUCGCAUGUUGCCAAGUUCUGUGGCUGAAAAACUGAAAAUGGGCUUAGGUGUAGAUCCCGAGGAGUUCUCUGAUGUGACCAUCUAUUUUAGCGAUAUUGUUGGUUUUACAACAAUCGCUGCCCAUUGUAGUCCCGUUCAGGUUGUGGAUCUACUCAAUGAUCUCUAUACGAUUUUCGAUGCCACCAUUAAUGCCUACAAUGUGUACAAGGUGGAGACAAUUGGAGAUGCCUAUAUGGUAGUUAGUGGAUUACCGGUGAAAAUACCCGAUCAUGCUGAGCAAAUAGCCACCAUGGCUUUGGAUCUUCUACAUCAGAGUGGUCGAUUUAAUGUCAAGCAUUUGCCGGGUGUGCCGCUCCAGCUGCGCAUUGGCCUGCACACGGGUCCAUGUUGUGCUGGCGUGGUUGGUCUGACCAUGCCGAGAUACUGUCUAUUCGGAGACACAGUCAAUACAGCUUCGAGAAUGGAGUCCACAGGCUCUUCAUGGCGUAUUCACAUGUCCCAGGAGACGAGGGACCGACUGGAAGCCCAGGGCGGCUAUGCCAUAGAGCCACGUGGUUUAAUUGAUAUCAAGGGAAAGGGCAUGAUGAACACAUUCUGGCUGUUGGGCAAAAAGGGUUUUGAUAAACCUUUACCCGUGCCUCCACCCAUUGGAGAGUCUCACGGUCUUGAUGAAUCCCUCAUACGUAACUCAAUUACGCUGAAAGCUCAGGCCAAUAAAUCGCGAACCAGCACGAAUCCUUCAUCAUCGCAGAGCUCUUCAUUGGCCGGUGAAUCUGUGGAAGUUAAAGUGGAGAUAACACCACCCAGCAACAUGACCGAGGUGGGAUCCAGCCAAUUGCCCAACUCAUAUUCUCUGGACUCCAAUUCGACAACUACCAUAAGCCCGAACACCACAUUGUGUCCUGAGUUUCCCACAAAAACUCCGAGCAGCACGAGUCCACAGUCUCGUAAACUGUCCGAGCUAACACCCGAUAAUCUACUCAAUCCUAAUAGCUUUAAUCGUUUGCCCAACUCCACGGGUGGAUCCAGUUCGCGACUGUACAAGAAGAUCGAGGAAAUGAUGGAUCUCAGCUCUCCAUAUAAUCACUACAAAUGCCUCAGUCCCAGUGAGAGUAAUUUGACCCAGUUCUAUGAUGGGAAAUAUCUUUACGGAAAUGCUGGGGGAGGACCAGGUGGAGGAAUGCCUUGUGGUGGUGGUGGUGGCGGUGUCUGUGGUGGUGCAGCUGCUGGCAUUGGAGCAUCCCAUAUGGUUGGUGGGGCCACUGGGCCGGGCAGUGGCGGCAAUCUGUGCAAAUUCGAUGGCAAACCUGGCUCAAGUCGUCUACUGCGACGUCAAUUCAGUCUGGAUCGUGAUGACCAGCAAUCGAAGGCAGAGCACCAGCAUCAACAGCAUUCGCUGCAGGUCACCAACUAUGCUGCUCUGGUGCAUGCCAGCAAGAAUCAAAUAUUGGACAUACCCCUGCUCCAUGAUACCAACUCACGCAGUCCCAAGGGUACAUUGACUCGAGCCCACAAACAGAAUUCCACUUCAAUUACCCAGGAUCUGGAGAAGAUUGAGGAAAUCCCACUAUCGCCCGCCUCGUCGCAGCAUCACAGCAGUCUGGAUAGUAAUCUAAAUCGUAGUCCACCGUCGACAUUGGAGGCUCAAUCGCCACCAUUGCCGCAGUCCCACGGUAACACUCAAUUGAGUCCUCCACUGCUGUCGGCCCCCACCUCACCGGCUCCUUCGCGCACACUUAAUGGCAUAAAUGCCCAUACCCAUGUCUCACACCAUGCCAACGCCAAUGCCAACGGCAAUACCAGCCCAAAUCCUGCUCCCGAGCUUACUCUCAAUGUGGAACAGCUCUUGAGUAGAUAGGGCACAAUUUAAGACCCAUCGAAAGGAUGGGUCUUGCCGAAACUAAGAAAGCUUUAGGUUUGAAUGCAACGUGAAUGAUUUUUGAUUAUUAUUGUGAUGGUCGUCAUCGGAUGUUAAUGUUAAUGAUACGGAAAUGAAUAUAGUACCUCGAUAUGCAAGGCAAACUUGGUUCCAGCAGCAAAAUGAAAGUACAAUUUAGUUUUCAAGAUUAGUUCAAAGAAAAAACCAAAAGUCCAUUGUUCGAUAGAAUCAAAUGAUAUGCAAAGUUAGAAAAUAUAUAUGUGUGAAUCUCUCUAUAUAUAUAGGAUUGUUCAAUACAUUAAUGCAAACAAUUAAGAGUCAAUAAGUGAAAUUUAUUUCAACCCACAUUUCUCUUCAACAAGAGGUUUCAAAUUGUAAUCUCUCAAGGUUGCAAAAGAGGUUAAAACUUUAAAGCUUUGAAAUCGGAUUUCGUAUAUGUAUGUUGUUGAUUGAAUCAAGUUUUUCAAUACACUUUUUAUUUCUCUUUAGCCAAUGGAACUAGAGAAUAAACGUUGUUUACUUUUCUGAAUUUUUCUACUUACUUAUUUCAGGUAACGAAAUUUUUAGUUACUAUCUUAAUCUGGAUUUUAAACAGGUUAAGGACUAGCAACAUAUUGAACAAUCCUAGUAUAUAACCAAUGAUAAAUGGCAAUAACCUUAGGUUAUCUUGCCAUAUGAAAUUAGUUCGAUUUGCCAGCAUUGCAAUUGAUCUUCCAACUAACUAAGCUGCUGAGCACUUUAUAUACAUACAUAUAUUUAUCUUCCGAAGGUCCCAAGCCAAAUAGAUUGUAGUGCACUGGGAUGCAUUUACUGCCCCCUCUACCCUUAGCUCCAAAUCAUCAACUAAAUCCAUUUUGUUUAACUUUGGAAAGGAUAUCAAAUUCUUUCAUCAUCCUUUAAAACUUCAACCUCAAUCACUUUAAAGUAUAGACAGAGGCUAUAAACAUAUAUCCUAAUCUCUAAAAUAUUAAAAAAAAAAACUUGGGCUGUUUCUUUGUUCCCAUUUCAAUGGGAUUUUGUGCUAUAAAAAUAAUAAGUAUAUACAACAUAUUAUGUGUACUUGAUGU
Drosophila willistoni is the source of this 7043-nucleotide messenger RNA. RefSeq lists its product as uncharacterized. The transcript has 14 exons. Gene Ontology annotation, molecular function: ATP binding; protein kinase activity; peptide receptor activity. The record is from RefSeq and is a predicted model, not a curated record. Gene Ontology annotation, biological process: receptor guanylyl cyclase signaling pathway; protein phosphorylation; cGMP biosynthetic process. Lineage: Eukaryota; Metazoa; Arthropoda; Insecta; Diptera; Drosophilidae. The coding region runs from base 760 to 5955 and encodes 1731 amino acids.